Alosa sapidissima (American shad) is the source of this 2120-nucleotide messenger RNA. Its product is annotated as L-amino-acid oxidase-like. The transcript is spliced from 9 exons. The record is from RefSeq and is a predicted model, not a curated record. Gene Ontology annotation, biological process: amino acid catabolic process. Gene Ontology annotation, molecular function: polyamine oxidase activity; L-amino-acid oxidase activity. The coding region runs from base 223 to 1782 and encodes 519 amino acids. Lineage: Eukaryota; Metazoa; Chordata; Actinopteri; Clupeiformes; Clupeidae.
AAAAACAAAAUGAAGAGGCUAUGUUUGCUAUCAUCAUCAAAUCCACCACUCCUUCCGGAUUUACUUUAAACACUAAAGGAUUUCUUUGAAACCAUGUGAUGCCCUGCUCUAUGGAGAUGUAUAAAACAGCUCCCCCCAUCUAUUCGGGAGUCGGAAGAGGUAGAGGACAGAAGGACGCAAUACAUCAGCAUACCAGAGCUCUCCUAUUUAGUGUUUGUGCCCAUGGCCUCUCCGUUCUCUACCAUGGCUCUAUGCCAGAGCGUCAGGAAGAUCAUGUGUUCCGGUCCUGCUUCAUGUCCCAUCAACCUGGCUGAUUUUUUGGAAGAUAAGGACCAUAACGAGCUGUUUGAGACUAUGAAGAAGGGCCUCCCCCCCACAACCACACCUCACCAUGUUGCCAUCGUUGGAGCCGGCAUGGCUGGCCUGACAGCCGCCAAGUUACUUAAAGAUGCAAGACAUGAGGUAACCAUAUUAGAGGCCAGUGGGAGAGUUGGAGGACGGGUGGAGACCUACAGGAAUGAUGAAGAGGGCUGGUAUGCUGAUCUGGGGGCCAUGAGGAUACCAAACUUUCACCGUAUCGCCCUCUGGCUUGCUAAGGAACUGAACCUCACACUCAGUGAAUUUGUUAUGGAUGACGACAAAACCUAUUACCUGGUGAAUGGAGGACCACCACGGAAGACAUCUGAGGUAAAAGACGACCCAAACAUCCUGAAAUACGACCUGUCACCAGAAGAGAUGAAUAAAACCGCUGAUGAACUGCUACAGCAGGCAUUACAGACGGUAAAAGAUAAGGUGAGUGCAAAUGGCUGGAGAGCUGCAGUGGAAGAAUUUGACCACUAUUCUGUGAAGGAGUAUUUGAAAGAAGUGGGUGGACUAAGUCCUGGGGCCAUUAGGAUGAUUGGAGACCUGCUCAACGAGCAGAGCCUUAUGUACACAGCACUGAGUGAGAUGAUCUAUGACCAGUCCGACAUCGCAGAUGACAUCAAGUACUAUGAAGUGGUAGGUGGGGCGGACCUUCUUCCCAAAGCUUUGGAAGAAUAUCUUCAUGAAUCCAUUCGCCUGAACUCCAAGGUCAAACGUAUCAGUCAAUCAGAUGAUGGAGUCAUUGUCUCAUAUCAGAAAGAUCAGCAGUCUACACUCACUGACCUUCAAGCCGAUUUUGUCCUUGUCACAACCACAACCAAAGCAGCCCUUUUCAUGGACUUCGAUCCACCUCUGUCCAUCCCAAAGAUGGAGGCCCUGAGGACAGUCCACUAUGACAGCUCGACUAAAAUCAUCCUUACCUUCAGCGAGAAGUUCUGGGAGAAGAACGACGGCAUCCAUGGAGGUAAGAGCAUCACAGACCGACCCUCUCGUUACAUCUAUUACCCCAGCCACAGUUUCCCAAGAAACGACAAGAUCGGCGUCCUCCUGGCUUCCUACACCUGGUCUGAUGAGUCUCUCCUCUUCCUGGCCGCGAGCGAUGAGGACAUCAAAGAGUUGGUCCUGAGAGAUUUGGCGCAGAUCCACGGCGACUACGUAAGGUCUCUCUGCACCGGCGUGGUGGUGAAACGCUGGAGUGCAGAUCCUUACAGCAUGGGCGCCUUCGCUCUGUUCACGCCGUACCAACACCUGGAGUACGCCGAGGAGCUCUUCCGGAGCGAAGGCAGGGUGCACUUUGCCGGGGAGCACACGACCCUCCCUCACGCCUGGAUUGAGUCAGCGAUGAAAUCGGCAAUCAGGGCGGCGAAGAACAUCAGCCAAGCGGAGCAGAAAGACAAGUCAGGUGAAGGUGCGAAAUGAACAAACAUGUCACACUAGAUAUAUUUCCAAUGCCCAUAGUCCAGAAGGUAACAUUUUAGUUCCGUCUUGUCUCGUUAACGAAAACAAAUAUAGCCUAUUUUUCAUCACAGUUUCGUUAUCAAAUAUAUAUCUCGUCUUAGUCAUGGAAAAAAAGGUUGUUAGCAAACAUAUUUUGUCUUAUCAGUAACACCUUAGUAACUACAUUAUCUGUUUUAUCUAUACACUAGUGCAGUGCCCGUUCAAACAUGCUAGUCCUGUAGAAAACCUGUAGACCCAUUACAUGCCUGCAGGAACGCUUAAAAAAAAUAUAGGAUGAUAGGGGAAAACUUCAUUCCAGC